This is a messenger RNA of Anopheles nili, 2450 nucleotides long. RefSeq names its product ATP-dependent RNA helicase DDX42. Gene Ontology annotation, molecular function: RNA helicase activity; ATP binding; RNA binding. The record is from RefSeq and is a predicted model, not a curated record. The coding region runs from base 32 to 2416 and encodes 794 amino acids. The transcript is spliced from 4 exons. Lineage: Eukaryota; Metazoa; Arthropoda; Insecta; Diptera; Culicidae.
GUUCUCGACAUAAACAAGUUCAGCAGCCAAUAUGAACAGAAAUCGAGGCAACUUUAGCUUUCAGAUGCGUCGUAAUCAUCGUCCUGUGCAGCAGAAUCAACAAAAUCAGAAGGAUCAAACUCGUAGUUAUUCGCUUAAUGCUGUUCCUCCACCAAGUUCACUAUGCGGUAGAUCAACUGGUGUACCACCGCCCAAGUCUUAUAAUCAAGGAUCUGGCAUAUCUAAACAUGGUUACCACACGAUAGAAUCCAUGCACCAGUAUUCCAAUGCAUCUCAAUAUUCUGUUGGAAAACGUCGCGGACGAACCGAAGACGAAUAUUUUGAUGAAGAUGAUGAACAAUCUGGACAACCGUUGGAAUAUAUACCUGCACCUGGCUCUCCAACCGCAACUGACGACGAAAAGAAAGACUCAUCAAAUGACGAGGACGAAGAAGAUCCCUUGGAUGCAUUUAUGGCUGGCAUCGAAGAACAGGUAAAGAUGGAGAAUAAAAAAAUUCCUCAGCCUAGCGUUGAUCCGAAAAAAGGUACUCGCGGAGACAUUGAUGAUGAAGAUGACGAGGAGAGUUAUUAUCGAUAUAUGCAAGAAAAUCCACACGCAGGAGUAAUUGAUGAAGGGUCCGAUGCAGAACUGGAGUACGACGAGGAUGGCAAUCCGAUACCUCCACCAAGACGGCGUGACAUCGAUCCACUACCCGCUAUCGAUCACUCGGACAUAAGCUAUGCGAAGUUUGAAAAAAAUUUCUACAUUCCUCAUGAGGACAUCGUAUCACUAACUCAAGCGAAAGUGCAAGAUCUUCGUCAAACAAUCGGUGUUAAAGUUAGUGGACCUCUGCCUCCUCAUCCGGUUACAAGUUUCGCGCAUUUUGGGUUCGAUGAAUCUUUGAUGAAAUCAAUACGCAAAUCAGAUUACACCCAGCCAACACCGAUCCAAGCACAAGCUAUUCCUGCAGCGCUUAGUGGACGUGAUAUUAUAGGUAUAGCUAAAACCGGUAGCGGAAAAACAGCUGCCUUCCUUUGGCCGAUGUUAGUUCAUAUCAUGGACCAAUCAGAACUGGGUUCAGGUGAUGGUCCUAUUGGGCUAAUUUUGGCACCGACGCGAGAACUUUCGCUCCAAAUCUAUACUGAAGCAAAAAAAUUCGGCAAAGUAUACAACAUAAGCGUUUGUUGCUGCUAUGGCGGUGGUUCGAAGUGGGAGCAGAGCAAGGCGCUCGAACAGGGUGCUGAAAUUGUAGUGGCUACACCUGGGCGCAUGAUUGAUAUGGUGAAAAUGAAAGCAACAAACCUGCAACGUGUUACAUAUCUGGUAUUGGACGAAGCGGAUAAAAUGUUCAACAUGGGAUUUGAACCACAGGUCCGUUCGAUUUGCAAUCACAUUCGUCCUGAUCGGCAGACUCUAUUGUUUAGUGCUACAUUUAAGAAGCGAGUGGAAAAGCUUGCUCGUGACGUUUUAACAGAUCCAGUGCGCAUCAUACAUGGCGAUUUAGGAGAAGCCAAUGCAGAUGUAACUCAACGUAUUAUAUUGUUGCCAAAUGUCCAGGCCAAAUGGAAUUGGUUGCUAUCAAACCUCGUGCAGAUUCUUUCGGAAGGAAGUGUACUGGUGUUCGUAACGAAAAAGGCUGAUGCCGAACAAGUAGCUACCAGUCUACGACUUAAAGAAAACGACGUCGUCUUGUUGCACGGCGAUAUGGAUCAAUCAGAGAGGAAUUCAGUAAUCACUCGAUUUAAACGAAAGGAUGUUGAUAUUAUGGUAGCCACAGACGUAGCUGCCCGUGGUCUUGAUAUACCUCAUAUACGCACUGUGAUUAAUUACGACAUUGCUCGGGAUAUCGAUACCCACACACAUCGUAUUGGUCGAACCGGCCGUGCUGGAGAAAAGGGCACAGCAUAUACAUUGAUUACAGAAAAAGACAAGGAAUUUUCUGGACAUUUGGUACGUAAUCUUGAAGGUGCGAAUCAAGAAGUACCUGAGGAUCUCAUGAAACUAGCAAUGCAAAGCUCUUGGUUCCGAAACAGUCGCUUUAAACAAACCAACAAAGGUAAGAAUUUGAACGUUGGUGGGGCGGGAUUAGGUUUUCGUCAGCGAACAAUCCAUCGCGGUCCAAUGAGCAGAUCUUCAGAUACCUCGUGUAAUCCUGGGACAGAUGGUGAAUUAGGACCGGCUCCAGGGUCGUCUAAAGGUCCGGCAACUGAUCGAUUAUCUGCUAUGCGGGAAACUUUCCGAUCCCAUUACAACGCACAGUUUAAAGCAUCCAGUGAUCGAACUUGGGAAAACACUGUACCAGAAGGCGGUGUGUUUGUAAAACCAACUUUACCCGGCCUAGAAACGGUGUGUGGGGUAGAUUCUCACGAACAACCACAAUUCGACGUCGAUAGCAUUGAUUCUGUUCCACGAAAGAAAAAGAGCAGGUGGAAUUAGGGUUAAGAUAAUAAGAUACAAAAACAUCAGUAUG